AUGAAUCCACACCCCCCACCAACCACCCCCAACUCACCACCCACACCACACCUUUCUAACCACCAUAAACAAGAAAAGAACCCCCCCCUCCUCACCCUCCCCCCAGAACUCCACCUCCAAAUAACCUCCCACCUCCCCCUCCUCCCAGACAUCUACUCCCUCCAAGCAACCUGCACCUACUUCUACACUCUCCUCCCACAACCCAGCCACUCGGCUCUCCUCACAGCCGAAACCACCGACUACGCCAUCGCCCACGACCUCUACACCUGCCGAUACUGUCUGCGACUACGUCCGGGAUCUGUCUUCGCGGACCGGAUGCUCCGGCGCGGAAGAGGUCGGUACGGACGGGACAGGGCGAAGAGGUUCUGUAUUGAUUGUGGAGUUCUGCCGAGGGGGGAGGGCGAGGGCGAGGAGGCGAGGUAUGGAGCUGGGGCGUUGGUGAGGGUGGAGGGCGAGCUGAGGGUGUUUUGUGGUGGUUGUGGCGGGUUGAGGAGGGUGGGGAUGGUGUUGGGGGUUGCGGGUGGUGUUGGUGGUGGGGGGAAGAGGGAGAGGGUUGUUUGUGAGGGGUGUUGGGGGGUGGCAGGGUGGAUUUGA
Molecule: messenger RNA, 594 nt
Organism: Aspergillus costaricaensis CBS 115574
Lineage: Eukaryota; Fungi; Ascomycota; Eurotiomycetes; Eurotiales; Aspergillaceae
Product: F-box domain protein
Exons: 1
Coding region: 1-594 (197 amino acids)
Molecular function (GO): protein binding
Source: RefSeq, a predicted model, not a curated record